GUUGGUCCAGGCAGCUACACUCAGCCUUGGAGCUCCCAAAAGCUCCAAACUAUUCAGGGCUUAAGAACCAGGUAGGAAGAUCUAAACUUACUGUAAGUGAACCUGCACAAGUGGCUGUGGCUGUGUGUGAGGCUUGUGUUAAGACCUGACCUGGGGUGAGGGGUUGGGGAGGGGAGCCUGAGAGAAUCUAGGAUGUUAAUGGGCCAGUGAGGCAUUGAAUGUAAAAAAGGUCAGUGAUUCAAUAUGGGGCCCCCAGUGCCAAUGGAUAUUGUUUCCUUGGAGUUUGUUCUGCAGAAAGUAAAGGCUUGGCCCUGUAGAAAGUUGGCUGUGAAGGGUGGAAGGGGCAAGACAGUAGUGACCUGUGAGAGACUGAUCUGUCUCACCCCUUAGCUGGCCUCAGUGGGGGGUGAGGCAGAGAAGGGCCCUGGGAAUUGUCUGCUGUGAGCAUUGGGUCAAGGGGCGGAACAGCCUGUUUGGGAUUGGGAUUCCUAGUUAAGAAAGUGAAAGUGAAAACAGUUGGGAGCUUUCCUAGAAGCUGACUGCUGCCUCCCUUCCCAGAAGGACUGUUAGCAAGCCAGCAAACGGAGUGUUGCUUCCCAGGUAAGUUCCUGGCUCUUAGUCCUUUCCUUCCUAAUGGGUAAGACUGGAUUGGGGAACUGUUAUAGAAGUGCUCUUUGGAGCUGGUAUGAGAGAAAAUUGUUACUAGGUAACACUGGCAGUGCCUUAAGUGCAGUCAGCCCAGCUAGUGGCUAGAGGCUUGCCCUCUAAACUACGGGAGCAGCUCAAAUGGGUGUCAGUAACACUGCCAGAGGGAAAGAGGAACCUGAAAUGUAGGGCUAGCUGACUUUUACUUAUUUUUUCCAGAGGAAGUCACAGAUACCAGACUUGCUUGCUCCUGAUAUAUCAUGACCAUGAGACACUGCUGGACAGUAGACCCCAAUUCUUGGUGGGUCCUGCUUCUGUAUGUCCAUGUUGUCAUUCUGGCCAGAGCUACACCUGCACCUCAGACAACUGCCACUGUCUUAACUGGAAGCUCAAAGGACCCAUGCUCUUCUUGGUCUCCAGCAGUCCCAACUAAGCAGUACCCAGCACUGGAUGUGAUCUGGCCAGAGAAAGAAGUGCCACUGAAUGGAACGCUGACCUUGUCCUGUACUGCCUGCAGCCGCUUCCCCUACUUCAGCAUCCUCUACUGGCUGGGCAAUGGUUCCUUCAUUGAGCACCUCCCAGGCCGGCUGAGGGAAGGUCACACAAGUCGAGAGCACAGGAACACAAGCACCUGGCUACACAGGGCUUUGGUGCUGGAGGAACUGAGCCCCACCCUACGAAGUACCAACUUCUCCUGUUUGUUUGUGGAUCCUGGACAGGUGGCCCAGUAUCACAUCAUUCUGGCCCAGCUCUGGGAUGGGUUGAAGACAGCCCCAUCCCCUUCUCAAGAAACCCUCUCCAGCCACAGCCCAGGACCCAAAUUAGCAGGCCCAGGGGUCGCAUGAAGCCAACCACAGCAUGCCCUUUACUGGAGCCUGACCGGCAUCUACCUGGAGGGUGACAUCUACACCAUAGGCUGUGAUUGCCUCUCUGCAGCUGAACCUCAAACUCAAGCUUCACGUCUACCUAGAUUAUCAUAGUAAUUAAGCCAUUAGAGUUCUUUCUGCUUGUCCUUCUGUCCAUCCAUUCUGCUAACCUUUUCUAAUAUCUUAUUCAUCCCACUGGUGUUCUGGAACCUCUGAGACCUGAUGACGCCUUAGCCAAGUGAUAGCUCUGCUUACACUCAACAUGAAUUUGAGAUGCCUGCCUGGCAGAUUUCUCACAUCCUGCACCAAUCCAACAGGGUUAACCCUGAAGCCUAGUUGAGAUGUAACGUUGGCAACAUCCACACUCAGCUCUGACCAUUAUCUGCAUUGACUUCAAUCUUUACAGGUGUGGGUUUUUUUUUCUUUUUUGUCCCUAGUUUGCCCCCCAAUGUACUGUUCCGAGGAAUGGGAUGGGACAAUGGCUACUUCAGAUCACAAUUGUAUCUGUCAAUCUGUGUCUCAGCAGGGCCCAUGAGUUCGCAUAAAGCUGCAGCAUCUCAA
Molecule: messenger RNA, 2072 nt
Organism: Arvicanthis niloticus (Nile rat)
Lineage: Eukaryota; Metazoa; Chordata; Mammalia; Rodentia; Muridae
Source: RefSeq, a predicted model, not a curated record